Rotaria sp. Silwood2 is the source of this 1626-nucleotide messenger RNA. The record is from the annotation of a GenBank genome assembly. NCBI's taxonomy places the organism in Eukaryota, Metazoa, Rotifera, Eurotatoria, Philodinida, Philodinidae.
AUGGAAACAAAAUGGAACAAUAUUUUUAGGCCUAAUAUUUUACCUCCUGGCUCAUAUCCAAGUGCUCCAGGAAAUCAACCUCAAUUAGGUACUAUUACAAAACCACCAUAUCAAACAGACGAAGAAGACGAUAAUGACGACACUGAAAGUUAUAGAAAUUAUAAUGUACCACAACAAACUCUAUCAAAAGCACAACCAAGAGGUACUAUUAACAGCGAAGAUACAUAUGCAAGUAGCCCGAGUUUUUCACCUGGUAAAAUGAAUCCUUCUAACGCUCCACCUCGAGGUACAUCGACUGGUUUUUCAUCCGAUUCGCCCCUUAAUAAUAAUAGGAAUCCUUCAUCAAACAUCAAUAAUAGUCCCGCUUCACGUUUUCCAUCACAAUCAAACUUUCCAGUUAUUCCAACAAUUGUAAAUGCUUCCGUAGUAAACCCUACACCUACAUCAAGAAAUAAUCCUCCACCAUCGUUCAGUGGUUUACCUCCUGGUAUGAAUCCAAAUGAAUCAGCCACAUCUGCACCAAAUAAUCCUUCAUCAUCACUUGGUGGUUUUCCACCAGGUAGGAAUACCAAUCAGUCAUCUGCAAUUCCAGCAACAAACCCAAUGCUAUCACUUUUUGGAGGUGCUCCACCAAGUACGAAUACAAAUCAGUCAUCUACAAUUCCGGCAACAAAUCCAAUGCUAUCACUUUUUGGAGGUGCUCCGUCAGGUACGAAUACUAAUCAAGCACAAACGUCACCACAACAACAACCAUUAACAAAUGAUAUACAACCUCCGAUGAAUAAGUUGGUAUCUGCAAUGAAAACUAAUCAAAUGUCACCACCUUCAGCAACAACUAUUCCGCAAUUACAUCAAACUGGUGGUCCUUCACUAGAUAGGAAUACAAAAUCAUUCCCUUCAACACAAAUUGCUCGAAUGAACGAUACAAAUAAUCCCAUGAAUACUCAACAAGGAUCUUUAAUAAACCGUGAACCAUCAUUUCGAAAUCGAGCAUAUGAUGAUGAUAAUGUAUCUCGUCUUGAACUUGAUUAUCCAAUUGAAAAUGUUCUUGUAGAUGCGGGUAUUCCUGCAACAGUGGCUAUUAAAAUUAAUGAAAUUGUUGAACAAGAUCGUCUUGGUAAAGCUUAUCAUAUUCGUCGUUAUACAUAUGAACCACCAGUACAACGAAUAUCUAUUGGUAAUAAUCAAUAUUUGAAUCGUCGUUUAAAUACUGAUACAUAUUAUGGUGGUACAAGAUAUAUACGUGAAAUUCAAAAUGAUGAUCGAAAUGUAGUAUAUGAUAACACGUAUGAUCCUCAAAGAUCAAAUAAAUACUAUCAACGACGUCGUUCUUAUUCUGAAUCAUCAUUAAACCGAUACAUUGAUCAAUUGAUUCAAACACCAGGUAGCAUUGUUAUUCAAGCAGAAAAUUACCAGAAUUUACAAGAUAUACUCGGUCAAUAUUUAUAUAAUGAUGCAAUAAUGCCGACACAAUCAUCCAUAAGUCCUCCAUAUCUUCCUCUUCCGCCGCCUCCUCCUCCUCCUUCUCUUCCUCCUCCUCUUCCAUUAAACACAAGUACUGCUGUGGAUCCACUUUUCUAUUUUACAGCAUGUGCUUUACCCAAUGAUCCAAUACGAUAUUGUUAG